Messenger RNA from Melozone crissalis (California towhee), 1239 nucleotides. RefSeq names its product class I histocompatibility antigen, F10 alpha chain-like. The transcript has 5 exons. NCBI's taxonomy places the organism in Eukaryota, Metazoa, Chordata, Aves, Passeriformes, Passerellidae. Gene Ontology annotation, cellular component: external side of plasma membrane. The record is from RefSeq and is a predicted model, not a curated record. The coding region runs from base 19 to 1239 and encodes 406 amino acids. Gene Ontology annotation, biological process: immune response.
CCGCAGCCGAGCAGCGCCAUGGCUCCAGCGCUGGGUUUGGGGCUGCUCUGGGGGCUCCUGGGGCUCCUGGGGGACCCGGGGGGCGCGACCAAAGGCCCCCCAAAUCUCCGUGUCCCCCCAGUUCUCCACUCCCUGCGUUACCUGUACAUGGCGAUGUCAGAGCCCAGCCCAGGGAUGCCCCAGUACAUGAUCCCUGGAUACCUGGAUGGGAUCCCCUUCACACGCUACGACAGUGAGCAGGGCCGGGUGGAGCCGCUGACACAGUGGAUAAAGGAUGGAGCCGAGCCGGGAUAUUGGGAGAGGCAGACCCAGCAUGCUGUGGCAUGGCAGCAUGUGGGUGCCAGGAACCUGGAGACACUGCAGGAGCGGUACAACCAGAGCAGGGAUCUCCACACAAGGUUGGUAGUUUAUGGCUGUGAACUCCUGUCCGACGGGAGCAUCCGCGGAUCCUUAAGGAUUGGCUGCAAUGGGUGGGAUCAUCUCUCCUUUGACCUGGAAUCUGGGAGAUUGAUGGCAGCCAACACCAUUGCUGAGGUCACCAGGAGGUGCUGGGAACAGGAUGGGACUGUGAUUGAGGCGCGGAUGAAUUACCUGAAGCAUGUCUGCCCGGAAGGGCUCAAGAAAUACGUUGGAUACGGACAGAAGGAGCUGGAGCGCAAAGAGCCCCCUGAUGUCCACGUGUCCGGAAGAGAGGAACACGGGACGCUGAUCCUGUCCUGCCAUGCGUAUGGAUUCUACCCCAACACCAUCGCAGUCAGCUGGAUGAAGGGGGGUGAAACCUUGGAUCAGGAGACGGAGUGGGGCGGGAUCGUUCCCAGCAGUGACGGCACCUUCCACACCUGGGCCAGGAUCGAGGCGCUGCCGGAGGAGCGGGAGCAGUACCGGUGCAGGGUGGAGCAUCCCGGAAUGCCGGAGCCCGGGAUCUUCGCUUGGGAGCCGACAUCUGGGGGGAAUCUCACCAUGAUGGUCACUGUGUCUGUCAUCGCUGUCAUGCUCAUCCUCCUCAUCAGAUUCGGCGUCUGGAAGCUCCAAUCCGGUAACACACGGGAUGGGGGUCGGGAAGGGACACGGAUCCACCCGGCACUGUUCUGGGAAUCCUGUGCCACCAAUGCUGAUCCCACUUUGUUUCCACAGGGAGGAGAGACAGGAAUGGAUACAACCCGGCAGCUGGUGAGUUCCAGUGGUGGAUCCAGCUCUGGAUCCCCUCUGUGUGGAUCCCGGGAUGGAUCCUGGGGUUAA